AUGUAUCUCAUCAGUCUCGCUGCUCUCGUGCUGCUGAUGUUGGCCUCCAUUGCUCACGAGCUGGCCCCCUACCAAUGGAGGCACCAAUGCCCACAGCUCGGUCCUCUUUUCCCUGGUCCUCGUAACCUCAACGAGAACAACAAAGUUUCCGGGCUCGAUGAAUACCUCAAAUCAAAGGAAUUCUUCAACACCUCCGUGGCUCGCUUAUCUGGAGCGUGGUCUGAGUUGCCUGGCAAUGAUCCUGUCUGGACGCAAAUGGGGAAGUUUCGCGACUACCUAAGGGAAACUUUUCCAUCAACCCAUCGUUACCUGGAUCUUGAGAAUAUCAACGAGCAUGGUCUUUUAUACACAUGGAAGGGAAACAAUCCAUCGCUCAAGCCAACUCUGCUCCUGGCUCACCAGGACGUUGUACCGGUGCCUGACGACACGAUCCUCGAAUGGACGCAUCACCCUUUCAGCGGCGAUUUCGACGAAACGUACGUCUGGGGUAGAGGUGCGUUCGACUGCAAGACCACACUCAUCGCGAUCAUGUCAACUGUUGAGGAAUUGCUCAAGGUUGGCUGGAAGCCCCAAAGAACACUGAUACUCGCGUUUGGCUUCGAUGAGGAGAUAUCCGGAUUCCAAGGAGCCAUGAAAAUAGCUCAACGUCUCGAGGAGCAAUAUGGGAGGGACGGGAUAGCCUUGCUCAUCGAUGAAGGCCCUGGUAUACAGCAUCACGUGGGAACUGGCACAACCUGUGCCACUCCGGCGUUAUCCGAGAAAGGCAGCUUCAACGCCAACAUUUCUGUUCACAUGACUUCCGGUCACAGCUCAUCCUCAGAUGGUCACAAUUCCAUCACCGUGAUGUCUGCUCUGAUCGGCAAAAUCCAUGCUACUCAAUUGCCUGCCGAACUUCAAACGGAUGAUAUUUUCCUGCAAUCUGUUUUCUGCGCAGGGCAGCACGUUCCUAGUUUGCCACCGUCUGUUAUCGGCCACAUCCAACGAAUCGACCAGAAUGAGUCAGUCAUAAACGACAUUCUCCAGAAUAAGUCAGCCAUGAAAGAAAUUCCCCAGAACAUCAGGAUUCUGCAGCCAUUUUUGAAACCACUUGUUGGAAACAAACGGACUGUGGCAAAAGUCGAAGGUGGGGUCAAAGUGAACAUGGUUCCAGAACGGACGACAUUGUCAAUCAAUCAUCGCCUGCUACUAGGGACCUCUGUUAAGGAAGCCAAGAGUGCUCUCGAGAAGAUCGUCAAGAAACACAUUGAAAAUAUCAAUGAAGUCGAGGGAGGAACCAAUCUCACCUUUCGCGGCUGGUCUGAGGAAGAGACUGUGAAUUCGAUCAAGUUGACUGCGUUUCCUGGAGAACUAGAGGCCUCGCCAACCACGCCUUUCGCCGUUGAUGGCCAGACUCCAUACGGUGUCCUCCAGGCAACAAUCCGAAGUUUGUACGAUGACCAGAACUUGACAUUUGUGGCUCCAAUACCACUGCCCGCAAACACCGACUCUCGCCACUACUGGAACCUCACGCAACACAUCUUUCGUUUCAGCCCAGGGCAUGACAUGACGGAUCCAACAGAUAACUACAUUGGAAGCGGAAUACACAACACCAACGAGCGUGUCAAUGUUCUCGGACAUGUCAACGGCGUGAGAUGGUUCUCAUUGUUCAUACAGAACAUGGACAACGCAGACUUGAUAUAA
Messenger RNA from Diaporthe batatas, 1680 nucleotides. RefSeq lists its product as uncharacterized. The transcript is spliced from 2 exons. Gene Ontology annotation, molecular function: metallocarboxypeptidase activity. Gene Ontology annotation, cellular component: fungal-type vacuole lumen. Bases 1 to 1680 code for a protein of 559 amino acids. NCBI's taxonomy places the organism in Eukaryota, Fungi, Ascomycota, Sordariomycetes, Diaporthales, Diaporthaceae. The record is from RefSeq and is a predicted model, not a curated record.